GCUCAAAACGCCCAGUGGCUCCGGAGCGCGUGUUUGCGCACGUGCAUUUGCCUGCGCGCUCUAAAGUGUUGAAUGAGUUUAGUUUGCGAGUCAAUGUUCAACAUUUCACCGAGGAGAGACUGUUUACCAGAGGUUAACCUCGAAGCAGCGGAAGUUAAAGUGAGUUCAGGUCCUGCAGUGGCACAUCAAGAAUGAGCAGCGGUUACACACCGACAAGCGCUGGGAGCCAGGUGACCGGACCGAGGAGAUGCUGCUAAAACACAACGGGAGUCUUCUUCUGCUCACCGUCACCUGCAUGUGCUUCUCAGGAGGUUUGCUUUGGUCCUACCAAGAAGAGGAUGCCACUGACGGUGAGAAAUGCUCGGAAAAUAAUAUUUCUACCACAAAGUACCCCUGCGUGAAGUCAACGGGAGAGGUUACGACGUGUUACAGAAAGAAGUGUUGCAAGGGCUUCAAGUUUGUUCUGGGCCAGUGCAUUCCUGAAGACUAUGACGUAUGCGCCGGCGCCCCCUGUGAGCAGCAGUGUACCGAUCAUUUCGGCAGAGUGGUGUGUACCUGUUACCCCGGCUAUCGCUAUGACCGUGAGCGUCACAGAAGGCGAGAGAAGCCCUAUUGUCUGGACAUCAAUGAAUGCGCAGACAAAAACAUGACGGCAUGCUCUCAGAUCUGCAUUAACUCUGUGGGGAGCUACAGGUGUGAGUGUGAGAAAGGCUACUUCCUGGAAGAAGAUGGGAAAACAUGCACCAAGGGGGAGAGAGCAGUACAUCUCUUUGAGAAGUCUGAUAAUGUCAUGAAUACUGGAACCUGCUCAGCCACGUGUGAUGAUUUCUACCAAAUUAAGAUGUCUGUCCUACAGCUUAAACAGAAGAUGGCUUUGCUGUCAAACAGUGCUGGCAUCCCUGAGCAGAUGACGAGUGAAAAACUCCUAUCACCUAUGUCUUUACCAGGGCCUCCAGGUUCCCCUGGACCUCCAGGAGAUCCAGGACCAGAAGGCCCUCCAGGAAUUUCAGGACAGACGGGGGCCCCUGGACCACCUGGCCCCAGAGGCUUAAUGGGACCCAUUGGACCAACACCCGACCUGUACCAUAUCAAACGAGGCCCUCGGGGACCUGUGGGGCCUCCAGGAGCACCAGGAAAAGACGGUCUAAAGGGGGACAGAGGAGCUCCUGGGCCUGUUGGACCACCAGGCCCUCCAGGAUCCUUUGACUUCCUGCUUCUGCUGAUGGCAGACAUCCGAAAUGACAUUGCUGACCUGCAGAGCAAGGUGUAUGGUCGACCUAUGCACUCUCUAGAGGAGGACUUUCCCACAGUCCCGGACAGCUGGAGACAAAACCAGGACCCUUUAGAUAUGGGCUCGGGUGAGGACUCUAAGGAAGCGCCGCCUCGAACAGGCGGAGGGCCAAAGAGGAACAGGAAGAGGAAACCAACACGAGAGAGAACAGAGUGAACAAACUGGAAUGAAUGAAAAAGGUGUUUUUAAAUACUUUGUGUUUGGUGUGAAUAUUGAAAUGAUCUGCCUUCUUAUUUAACUUCUUUUAAAAAAGAACAUAUUUUAUGCUGUUUGAUUACAGAUUGUCUAUUUUUGUAUGAUAUACAAGAUAAUGUAAUCUAUUUUUUAACAAAAAUGAGUAGACUGUGCCAACGCAUGCUUUUUUAUUGCAUAUUUUCAGAAACCUACUGUUCCUUUAUAGCACAUUAAAGAAGUCUCUCAUAAAAACAGAUUUUUUUUUCUUUAACUGUAAACAAUCAGGAUGUGUUGCAUCAUUUUUGUGCUUGCAGGAAGAAUUAAAGCAGCAAAAUAUAGAAUUUUACUUUUUAACCUUAGUGCAUUGAGUCUCAUCUAUUGCAUGCCCCAUUGUCAUUUUUAAAAAUUUGUUUUAGCAAAAGUAAUGAUUCAAAGAAAUUUUGGAAAUACUGCUGUAGUCACGCCUAGCAGCAGUGAUCAGAGCUGCAACUGUGGAUUAUCGGUAAGUGUUUCAAAUGUCACUGAAAUGACACUGCACCUUAUCUAAUACAGGGUUCCUCGAGGUGAUGUCUUUGUUGGCCUUUUUAAAUCUUAAGAAGUUUUUGACUUCUGUCAAGGAGGUGCCAUUUUUUCUGUGUACUUUUGAAUGAAUUCUGAUAAAACUUUGUUCUGUUAAAGACGAAAUGAAUACAUACCAAAUAUUCCCUUAAAAGUGAAUACUGCCCAGAGAGUGAGCUGUCUUGGUGGAAUUUUGCGCUCUCACAGUGGUUCUUGUUUUGCAAUGUUUUGCUACCUGUAAGAGCUUCAAAGUGAGAACAGUUUUGUUUUUUCAUAAUUUAUUUAUAGUUUUUGCAAAAAAA
Oreochromis niloticus (Nile tilapia) is the source of this 2325-nucleotide messenger RNA. RefSeq names its product collagen and calcium binding EGF domains 1 (gene ccbe1). The record is from RefSeq and is a predicted model, not a curated record. The transcript has 13 exons. NCBI's taxonomy places the organism in Eukaryota, Metazoa, Chordata, Actinopteri, Cichliformes, Cichlidae. Gene Ontology annotation, molecular function: calcium ion binding. The coding region runs from base 248 to 1447 and encodes 399 amino acids.